Messenger RNA from Triticum turgidum subsp. durum (durum wheat), 1323 nucleotides. The record is from the annotation of a GenBank genome assembly. Lineage: Eukaryota; Viridiplantae; Streptophyta; Magnoliopsida; Poales; Poaceae.
AUGGCCAUCGUCGCCGCGGCGCCGUUCCGGGAGGCGCCCGACGACGUCGUGGACGAAAUCCUGCUCCGCCUGCCGUGCCCCUCCUCCCUCGUGCGCGCCGCCGCGGCCUGCGCCUCGUUCCGCCUCCUCGUCUCCUCCCCGUGCUUCCUCCGCCGCCACCGCGCGCUCCACCCGGGCGCGGCGGCGCCCUUCCUCGGGGUCUUCUCCUCGGUCCCCGCGCCAGGCGAUUCGGGGGGCGCUUUUCACCCCUCCGACCCGCCCCAUCCGGCCGCGGCGGCCGCGCGCGACGUCGCCGGAGCCGCGGACUUCUCCUUCGCGUUCCUCCCGGCGCCGCCCGACGCCGCCACCGGCGCCGAGCGCCCCGGUUGGCUCGUCCGGGACUACCGCGACGGGCGCUUCCUCCUCGACCGGGCGUCCUCCUGCUCCACCUUCGACAGCGACAUCGUCACCGAUCUCGCCGUCUGCGACCCCUUGUCCCGCCGCUACGUCCUGCUCCCGCCCAUCCCGGAGGACCUCGCCGCCAGCGCCAACAACCCGCUCGGCGUCCUUGGCGGCCGGCGCUGGUGCGAGCCAUUCCUCGCGCCGGCCGACGCCGAGGGGGACAAAGACGAGGAGGAGCCCUCGUUCGUGGUGAUCUGGACGGCGCGGUGCCCGAGGAAGGUCGUGGCGCUCGCCUUCUCGUCGCGGGAAGGGCGGUGGCGCGCGCUCCCGUCGCCCGACUGCUUCGUCUGGAGGCGCCACCGGUCGCCCUUCUCCUGCCCGGUGCACGCGGUCUGGAACCGACGGCACUACGCGCACGGCCGCUUCUACUGGGCGGACUGCCUCACCAACCGCUGGCUGGUGCUCGACAUCGGCGCCAUGGAGCUCUCCGUCCAGGAGGUCCCGGCGCCGGCCAGGUUCUGGGAGGAGAACGUCGCCGUCGUGGAAGGCGCGAACGGCGAAGUCGGCGUGUUCGCGCACGAAUUCUACCACGCCGACGGCAACGCCAGCCUCAACUACUACACGAUCCCGCGCGACGCCGACGGCGUGGCGAAGUCGUGGCGGCUCGAGAAGACGAUCCCACUGCCGUGGUCCACGGCGCACGGCCGGCCGUUCUGCAUCCGCGGCGCGGCCAACGGGUGCCUGGUCAUUGAGGUCAACCAAGACUCGCCGCGGCCGUUCAUGUCGUCGAGCCACGACAGCCGGGACGUCGAGCUGUUUAAGAUCGACGUCGGGCGCCUCGAGCUGGAGAGAGUCUGCCGGGCGCGGUGCUCCGGCGGCGUCAGCGACGGCUGGUGGCCGUACUUCGGCUUCCCGCCGUUGCUGAGCUUGCCAACUGUUUGA